Thunnus maccoyii (southern bluefin tuna) is the source of this 3592-nucleotide messenger RNA. RefSeq lists its product as uncharacterized. Lineage: Eukaryota; Metazoa; Chordata; Actinopteri; Scombriformes; Scombridae. The record is from RefSeq and is a predicted model, not a curated record. Bases 2207 to 3592 code for a protein of 461 amino acids. The transcript has 4 exons. Gene Ontology annotation, molecular function: nucleic acid binding; RNA-DNA hybrid ribonuclease activity.
CAGUGGGGCUACAGCGCAGGCUUGGAAUUUAUAGUCGGCAAAAGAGGGAAGACUUUCUUAGCUAACACCAGCUAACUUGGGAAAAUUAAAGUGGAUUUCAUAGUUGAGCACACGUCAUAAUCCCUUUAUUUGGAGGAGAAACUGGAAAUAAAGCGCCUCGGAGCCCACCAGCCACGGAAUACUGUCAUCACUCAAACUGCUGCUCAAACUGGUAAAAUUAACCGCGGGUUCAACGUGGUGAAGUUUGCCAAGAGGAAAAACCGCCAUGCUGUCCUUUUCUGAGCCGUCUGCUGGAAGGAAAUUAUUUGCUAUCGCUGUGGGAAAAGAGGCCACAUCGCCAGAGAAUGCAGAAGUCUCAUUCCAGCUGCGGACACCAGGCGGGGCGGAGGUCAAGGCGGUGGACGGGGCAGGAGAGGACGCGGGGGCCGUGGAGGCGGUCGUAGAGAGAAAAGAGAACAUGAUGACAGAGAGAAGGAUGAGGAGCAGGACUUCUGACUAGCUUCCCCUGCAGAAUCAGGUCAUGCAAUCACACACACACAUACAGAACAGAAAACAAAAACUGAAGAUGCUGACUAUGAUUCUGAGGAAGUGGAGGGAUCAGAGGUUCUAUCGCAAGGAGAAGUGCUAAAUUUGGAAUCUGUUGAAGUAAUGUUAGCUGAGUGGGAUGACAAACCUUUUGUGACUCUGCUGGUGAGGGGAGAAAAGUGUACCUUUUUGUGUGAUUCAGGAGCUUGCAAAACUGUGUUGAAGAAAAAAGAGUUGCCUGACAGUAGUCGGUUGACAAAACAAGAACUAUCAGUAGUGUCAGCUUCAGGACAUCAUGUGUCAGAGAGAUUGACAGAAAAAACAAAACUAACUGAUCCAGUAACUGGUUUUUCAGUAAUGUUGAAAAUGGUGGCCUCCUAGGUCGAGAUGGCAUGGCAGCAUUGCAACUUGGAAUCAUGCCAACUGACAAAGGGGUUGUGUUUUUACGAAAAGCUCAGUCUGAUUGUAUCUUUGUGAUUGAAGAUAGAAACAGGCCACGGUUUUGGUAUAGCAUUGACCCUGUUACAAAAGGCCCAGCAGCUAUCACUGCCGAACUGAGGAGAGAAGCAGCUAGUAUAACUAGGCCAGGUAAUGAAGUUCAAGGGGAGGGUGAAAUGCGCGUGUUUACACACUCAAAUUUCGAAGCAGGGCCAGACCCUGCAUAUGAGGAAACUUUUUUUCGGUAUCCCAAUUACCGACUGACUUUGACCUCACUGUACUGGGAUAAAUUGGGAAAUGUGGGGGUCGCAGUAAAAGGGGAUGAGCAACUGGACAGAGUGUACAGAGGUCAUUCCCUGCCCCAUAUUGGUCUUGCUAAGGCCCCUAAGAUGCACUGGACGGACGUCGGUGCGUUAGUGGAGUUGGGGGAGAGGGCCUUAAAAGGUUGGGUGCAGAAUGAGUCGGGGGGGACGGUGUGUUUUUCCACCAGCGACACGGUCUGUACAAGAAGGCGCUGAAUUGGGUAACAGUGGGAGCAGCCACAACUCAUUUGCAGCCCUCUUUGUGAUCAUUGCAGGACAAAGUGUGUUUGCUGACAGAGGAGCAGGAAAAAGAGUUAGAAGAGUUACCUUCUGAACUUUGGAGUACAGGGAAAGAUGGUGAUAUCGGGUUGUUACGUACUGCCACACCUGUUACCAUUAAACCUAAAAGCUCUUAUAGACCGUUUGUCAAACAAUAUCCUUUGAAGCCGGAAGCUGAGGAAGGUAUUUCAGAAGUGAUAGACAGUUUGAUAAAACAAGGGGUUUUAGUUGAUUGUCCUGACUCACCCUGCAACACACCAAUUCUGCCUGUGAAAAAAGCUACUUCCGGGUGGCGGUUAGUAAAUGAUUUACAAGCUGUGAACCGAGCUGUGAUUCCGCGAGCUCCAAACGUGCCAGAUCCCUACACUCUUUUGAACAACAUAAAACCCACUAAUGUCUGGUACUCAGUGAUUGAUUUGACAAACGCAUUUGUUACCAUUCCUUUGAGCCCUGAGUCACAGUUUUGGUUUGCGUUCACGUUUAAACACAGACGAUUGACGUAUUCAAGACUUCCUCAAGGGUUUCAAGAUAGCCCUACUAUCUUUUCACAAGAAAUUAAAAAAUGUAUUGACCUUUUUGAACCUCCUGAAGAGGAGUCACAGAUUUUGACUUAUGUUGACGAUAUUCUUGUGACUUCUAGCUCGCAGCAAAAGUGCAAAAACAUGACUUUGGCCUUGUUGAGAUAUCUAGCUGCAGCUGGUGUUAAAGUCUCUAAGUCUAAACUCCAGCUGUGGAGUCAGGAGGUGAAAUAUUUAGGCUACACGCUAACUCCUGAAGGCCGUGUGUUGGAUGAGCAGAGAAAAACAACUAUUCUGCAGUUACCACAGCCUACAACAAAGCGAGAGAUGAUGUCUUUUCUUGGUACUUGCAACUUCUGCAGGUUAUGGAUUGCUAAUUAUGCCGAAAUUGCACAACCAUUACAGAAUAUGAUUUAUGGUAAAGCAAUGGCUGCUUCAGAUAAGGUGGUGUGGACUGAGGAGGGCGAGCAGGCUUUCACAAAGUUAAAGCAGUUGAUAGCUUCUUCAUCUGUACUUGCCUUACCUAACAUGAAAAAGGAUUUCAUACAAACAGUGGAUUGCAAAAAUGGUUUUAUGACAUCUGUCCUGUUACAGGAGUAUGGGGAUAAAUUAAGACCUGUUGCUUUCUAUUCCUCCAGACUUGACCCAGUAAGCAGAGCCCUGCCCGGAUGCCUGCAGGCGGUGGUGGCAGCGGCUAUGGCAGUGCAGACCUCAGCUGCCUUAGUUUUGUUUAGGCCACUGACUCUUAGAGUGCCACAUGCUGUCUCUUUGCUAUUGCUGGAACACAAACAUUCACACAUGUCACCAGCAAGACACUUAUCUUGCAUAGCCACAUUGUUAGGCCAGCCAAACUUGACCAUUGAGAGAUGUACGGCUUUGAAUCCAGCUACGCUCCUUCCAACACCUGUAGAAGGGAUUCCUCAUGAUUGUAUGGCAAUUACCGAUGAAUUAACCCUACCUCGCGCUGAUUUGAUUGACACACCUUUACCUGAUGCAGACAUUGUGAUGUUUGUAGAUGGUUCUGCAAGCAAACAUGUAGAUGGGAUUAACAGAGUUGGUUAUGCUGUAGUUACACUGCAUGAAGUAUUAGAGUCUGGAGCUUUGCCUUCUAAUUUCUCUGCCCAGGCAGCAGAAUUAGUUGCAUUGUCAGCGGCGUGCAGGUUAGGGAAAGAUAAGAAGGUCACGAUCUGGACAGACAGUCAGUAUGCCUUUUCCACUUUGUUUACCUUUUCACAGCAGUGGAGAAAAAAGCAUAUGCUAGAUAAAGGCACUUGCGGGCUGGAGAGGGUCGGGAGCCCCACGGAUUCCUUUGUGAGUCCCGCAGGAAGGAAAUUAUUUGCUAUCGCUGUGGGAAAAGAGGCCACAUCGCCAGAGAAUGCAGAAGUCUCAUUCCAGCUGCGGACACCAGGCGGGGCGGAGGUCAAGGCGGUGGACGGGGCAGGAGAGGACGCGGGGGCCGUGGAGGCGGUCGUAGAGAGAAAAGAGAACAUGAUGACAGAGAGAAGGAUGAGGAGCAGGACUUCUGACUAG